Aspergillus clavatus NRRL 1 is the source of this 627-nucleotide messenger RNA. RefSeq names its product GNAT family N-acetyltransferase. Bases 1 to 627 code for a protein of 208 amino acids. NCBI's taxonomy places the organism in Eukaryota, Fungi, Ascomycota, Eurotiomycetes, Eurotiales, Aspergillaceae. Gene Ontology annotation, molecular function: acyltransferase activity, transferring groups other than amino-acyl groups. The record is from RefSeq and is a predicted model, not a curated record. The transcript has 3 exons.
AUGUCUACACCACAACACCCCCCCUUCCGCACCGCCCGUCUUCAAUUCGACCCCCUCCUCGACAAACACGCAGACGGCAUGCACGCCCUCCGCGCCCUCCCCGAAGUCAUGAAAUGGAGUAUGCGAAAAGUCCCCGACGCGGACGUCGCCGCGACACAGGCGUGGAUGGAGGCGUUUACCGGCGUGCAUGCGCCGCCGCGUGUGGGGUAUGUUGUGCGUGUACUCGAGGAUGGUAAUGAGGGCAAGGAUGAGGUGGUGGGUGGGUGGGUGCUAAGGAUGCCAGGGCGGAUCAUCGGCUCCAUCGGGCUGCGGUAUGAGGAGGUCGGGCUGGUGCGCGGCGGCCGCGCGUGGGAGCUGGGGUAUAUCUUCCACCCUGAUGUUUGGGGCAAAGGGUAUGCGACGGAGGCGGUUCGGGGGUUGCUGGGGGUGUGGGAGGGAGUUUACGAGGGGUUGCAGUGGGAGGGUAAGGAGCGCGGGGAGGUAGGGCCGGCGGUGGCAGCGGUGACGGAUACGGGGAAUGAGGGGAGUAAGAAUGUGCUGCGCAAGUGUGGGUUUCGGGAGUUGGGGGAGGAGACGGAUGAGCUUGGGACGGUGUGUUUGAUUUAUGGGCUGGAUCUGGGGGUAUGA